AUGGCUCAGUUUGGAAAGAGUUCUCCUGAUAUAAGAGAUGCCAGAUCGCCAGAUAUCACAGACACCCUGUAUGCUAGGCUUGCAUCGGCGUUUGAAUCAGCAAAUUUAAGAAAAGCUCUGACGGCAAGGGAGGAUGAAUCGAUAGAGGAAAUAAAUAUUAGGUCAGCUAAUGUAAUCGCGUCUCUCUAUGAAGCUUUUGGAGAUACCGAGGGAGUUGACAAAGAAAGUUUUUUUGAUCUGGGAGUUGGCGUGUUCAGAUCACAAGUUGAUAUAGAGUCUUGCAGGCGUGUUGCAGAGGCCUGGAGGCUGGAGGCGCAGGCGCAUGAACGGGAGAUAGAGGCGUGCAAACGUGAGGCAGAGAUGUAUAAACAGGAGGUCAGAAAGCUGAGUGAUGAGAAUGCCCGGAAAGAAUUGCGUUUAGAGCAAGCGCGUCAAGAAAACAAGUCGUUGCAGAGUGAGAGAGAUGCUCUGUUAAAAGACGUUGUCAGGCGGAACUUAAGUAUGGAGGAAAAGUUAGACAAGUUACUAAGCCGAAAGUCACAGUCCGGGAGCUCUUCCCGAACGCAAUCAGCCGUUAGUUCCCGUGCGGGCACACCGCAGCCGCGAUCGCAUGUCGGGUCUCGGACAGAAACUCCGCAGCCCUCGACCCAUCGUAGAGAGUCAACCGGUCACCUAGGCUUGCCAACUACUUUUACUCCAAUAUGUCCUGAGAAGUCACAGCAGCCUGUGGUUCGCCGGAAAGAGCCGGUAACUACCCCCUCUCAAACCCAAGGGUUGCAACCCUUGCACUCUCCGCCUAGAGUCUCUCGCGUCAGUACACCUUUACGCGAGCCCGAUUUCUUUAAAUUAUGUCCGGUGAAGCACCAUCCUCAGCCAGUGAAUCCCCAACCAGUGGCAGAGCCAUCCCUGUUGCCGCUAAAGCCGUGCGGAUCGACACCGCGUCCACCGUUUAACUCACCAAUGCCGGUCCAACUGGACGCCGCUUUGCCUCAGCCGCAGCCAGUUCAAGUCCCGAUGAUUCCGCCGGCGAAGCCUCUGACGCUUCUGCCGAUGCCGACACCCCAGCCGCCAGCAGCACCAUUAUUAACAGUAGCGGAGCCGAUAGCCCAGACACAACCUAUUUUGCCGCCGAACGCCAUGUUAUCUCCACAGCCGACAGCGGUAGAACCGAAAGCGGUCCCGCAGCAGCUGACUCAGGUCCUAGCGACUCAGCCGAUUCCGUUAACGCCUUCACAGCCGACUCUGCUUCAGCAGCCAAUCGUGCCGACAACCCCGUUUCCGACGGUGCAGCAGCCAGCACAGGAGCUUCAGACGAUCCCGCAGGUCCCGGCGCUUCAGCCGCCGCCACCAGCAGUAACGCAGCCGAUAAUCCAGCCGCAAUCGUCUGCAGUCCCGCAGGCAGCAGCUACGGUGCCGCUUGUCCCGGCACAACCAUCUUCUCAAUCUCAGCCCGUUCCAGCGUUCCAGCAGGUCCCGAUUCCGUCUCAGAUUCAACCAUCGGCAGCGCCGCCGCAGCCGCCAUCUUCUCAACCAUCACGCCCUGAGCAGCCAGCGCUAAGCACGCCUGUGCAGCGCCACACCGCGUUACAGCCAGCAGUUGCGUCUAUUGAUAGCGACACGGAAGUGGAGGAGGUGCACCACAAAAUGAAGUCCUACUCCGUGAACCCUCUCUUUGCAUCUGAAACCUCGCAAGGACCGAAAGGAGGCAAAACAACAACUACGAAAACAAAACCGUACACAGAAACGCAGAUGGAUGAUCUUAGGGAAACUUAUUCCCGCAUGCCUAAGGAAUCCAUAAUAGCGUAUGUGUGUCGCGUGGUACAAAGGGGCGCGGAAAGGAUUAUCUUAUCUCGUGAAGAGGUGGGAAGAACUAACUGGGGACCCGAGGUAUUUCUUGGGGAUGGUCCUGAGGGAGACCUUGCGUUGAGUGCUAGGAUCUUUCAUUGGGCUAGUGCUUAUGAGCCUUCGGAUAGGGGUGAUCCUACAGAAUUUUGGAUCAGAUCCCCUGAUGAGUUAAAUGAAGCAUUUGCUAUGGUUGCUUGUAUCCAAGCUGUGAAUCAUAAGGGAUUAUAUGCACAUGCAAUGGAUGCCCCAGUAGAGCCACCGAGGCUUAGACCCCUGAUAAAAGAAUCUGUCUUUCAGAAGGAAAAGCAGUCUGGAGGCAGGAACAGCUCUGCAUCACGACGAAAACACCAAACGGUGCGGCAUGCCUGGACAUCUGGUGACCCCAAUGAGAGUCCAAGAUCGAGCCCACGAUCAAGUCCCAGGGGGAGCCCUGAGCUUAAUCGUCGCUCUGGAUCUGGAAUAAUGUGGGUACCGAGUUCUACAGGUAGGGGUGUAAUCCCACUGCAGGAGCAGAAAUAUGCAGUGAAGCCUCGUGAUGUGUUUCAGAAGAAACAGGCAGAGCGUGAUCCUGUGAAGAGUGAGCUCAGUACUAUGAGUAAGUCCAUGUCUGAUAUAAGUAAGUCCGUGUCUGACAUGAAAGGACUGCUAGAACAAGUACUGAAAGGCAAUGGUAACGAAAAGCAGGCAGAAGAUGGCACCUUCCUGACGGAACAUUAUGGAGCUUUGGUGCUUAUGAGAUGA
This is a messenger RNA of Pogoniulus pusillus (Red-fronted tinkerbird), 2586 nucleotides long. RefSeq lists its product as uncharacterized. Lineage: Eukaryota; Metazoa; Chordata; Aves; Piciformes; Lybiidae. The coding region runs from base 1 to 2586 and encodes 861 amino acids. The transcript has 4 exons. The record is from RefSeq and is a predicted model, not a curated record.